AAACCUCUUGAAGCAACGUCAUUCCUCCUCCAUUCUUCCUCCUCUUCCUCUUCCUUCUUCUCCUCCAUCACCAUAAUAAUCACCAACCCUCUUCCCCAGUCAACGACAUUGCGAACAGCAUUCUCCUGUUCUCAGCUGCGCUCAUCAGGUACGUCUUCAACAUCCUAGACCUCGUCUUCUGCUUGUUCCAGGAGUGCUCGUCUCGCUUGCUUUGCCCGUUUCUCUCACACGACACUCCCCCGACCGCCCCUUAUCGGCAGACAAAAAAGCUCCAGACCAGACCACACGCAGGCAGAGCAAGAGAGCCACAGGGAGCGCGCGCGUGCGAGCGAGACAGAGACAGCUACGUAGCUCCUCUCAACCUCCCUUGUCAAAUCCUACCCUGCAUCAAUCAAAGCUUCCAAAUUCUCGGGCCACUUUUGCUCACGCCGCCUUUCGCUUCCUGCAGAACAUCUCCAUCCUCUCCCGAAUCACCUCCUAUCCACGCAACGCGCGCCCGUCCACAGUCUUCCUUCGCCUAGUCCAACUCGCCCCGACGGUACUGCUCAGCGAGCGCAACAGCUUCCAGACGCCUCAUCUCCUCGCCAGCUCGUCGAAAUGGCUGAUUCCGCCCCGGCCGUCAACGGCGGCUCUCUUCUCGAGACCACCAAAUCUAACGCCGCUGCUGCGUACCAGUCUGUUACCAACGGCCCCGUUGCGCAGAACGUCUACGACCACACUCAGAAGGCUUCCAACGAGCUCUCCAACCUGGCUGCUGCUCGACGCACUCCCUCGACUCCCGCUGCCACUGGCCAGCCUCUCACUCACUACCACUCCUUUUUCUCUGAGCUCCUGUCUUGGAACAACCCUCGAGCUUCCGGUAUUGCCUACGUGACCACCGUCUCCCUUAUUUUUGCUGCCCGAUACUUGGAUGUCCUCCGAUGGGCUUUCAAGGUUUCGUGGAUGGUCCUUGGUGUGACCAUCCUCGCCGAGGUUGUUGGCAAGAUCGUACUCAACAAUGGCCUGGCUACUCAGGUUCGCCCUCGUCGAUACUACACCGUUCCCCGUGAGACUCUCGACCACAUGAUUGGAGAUGCCCACGAGCUCGUCAACUUCUUUGUUAUUGAGGCCCAGCGAAUCAUCUUUGCUGAGAAUGUCUUUGCUUCUGCUGCUGCUUUUGUCGCUGCCUUCAUUUCUUACUACCUUGUCAAGCUCGUUCCCUACUGGGGCCUUGCUGUUAUUGGCACCACUGUCGUUUUCUUUGUUCCUCUGAUUUACACCUCCAACCAGGAGCUUAUUGAUGAGCAACUCCACCACGCCUCGGAGCUCAUCAACUCGCAGACCGCCCAGGUCCGAGAUGUUGCCUCGAAGCAGAUGGAGCAGGUUUCGGCCAUUGGCAAGCAGUACGCCGGCGACUACAGCGGCAAGGUCCAUGACCUCCUCCGAGGCAACCAUGGUUCGCGCCAGAAGAUUGAGAAGCCCACCAAGGCCGCUGCCCCUGUCGUCAAGGAGCCCGAGUUCCCCUCUCCUCCUACUGAGGACCCCGUCAAGUCGGAGGCGGCUCCCCAGAUUCCCACCCCCGCAGCUCUCAAGGAGGAGAUCUCCGAGCCUACUGCUAUCGAUGCUGAAAUUCCCGAGGUUCCCAGCGAGCCUGUUGUCGCCAACAAGGAGCCCAUGAUUGCUUCCUAA
This is a messenger RNA of Fusarium keratoplasticum, 1668 nucleotides long. RefSeq names its product Reticulon-like protein. The transcript is spliced from 5 exons. Bases 598 to 1668 code for a protein of 356 amino acids. The record is from RefSeq and is a predicted model, not a curated record. Lineage: Eukaryota; Fungi; Ascomycota; Sordariomycetes; Hypocreales; Nectriaceae.